This is a messenger RNA of Phragmites australis (common reed), 1626 nucleotides long. Its product is annotated as peroxidase 1-like. NCBI's taxonomy places the organism in Eukaryota, Viridiplantae, Streptophyta, Magnoliopsida, Poales, Poaceae. The transcript has 3 exons. The record is from RefSeq and is a predicted model, not a curated record. Gene Ontology annotation, molecular function: peroxidase activity; heme binding. The coding region runs from base 196 to 1272 and encodes 358 amino acids. Gene Ontology annotation, cellular component: plasmodesma; plant-type cell wall. Gene Ontology annotation, biological process: response to oxidative stress; hydrogen peroxide catabolic process.
CUCUUUCGAAAGCAGCAUGUUUCUACCUUUGUUUAUAGCUCCAAAUUCCAAUCUCCUCCCCCUUGGUUUCUAUAUAAACUCCCUACCAACGACGUUGAAUUGUGUCCAGCCAGUGACCUUCCUCACUCACAGCCUCAUAGCUGAUCUGAUCAACACUCGUUAGCUAGAUAGCUGGCCAGUAAGCAGCCACCAGCCAUGGGCACGGCUAAGCAGAACAAGCCGACGGCCGGAGGAGUGGCCUUGGCCGUCGCCGCCUGCGCGCUGUGCCUCCUGCCGGCGAUGGCCCGCGCGCAGCUCCGGGUGGGUUUCUACGACGCCACCUGCCCCAGCGCCGAGGCGCUCGUCCGGCAGGCAGUCGCUGCCGCUUUCGCCAGGGACGCCGGCCUCGCCGCCGGCCUUAUCCGCCUCCAUUUCCACGACUGCUUCGUCAGGGGCUGUGAUGCCUCCGUUCUCCUGACCGUGAACCCCGGCGGCGGCAAGACGGAGCGUGAAGCCGCGCCAAACAACCCGAGCCUGCGUGGCUUCGACGUGAUCGACGCCGCCAAGGCCGCCGUGGAGCGGAGCUGCCCGCGCACCGUCUCCUGCGCGGACAUCGUCGCCUUCGCCGCCCGCGACAGCAUCAACCUCACCGGCAGUGUCUCCUACCAGGUCCCCGCGGGCCGGCGCGACGGCCGCGUGUCCAACGAGACGGAGGCCCUCCUCAAUCUUCCCCCGCCCACCUCCACGGCGCAGAUCCUCACCGACAAAUUCGCCGCCAAGAACCUGACCGUGCAGGAGAUGGUCGUCCUCUCCGGCGCCCACACCGUCGGCCGAUCCUUCUGCAUCUCCUUCCUCAACCGCAUCUGGAAUGGCACCACCCCCAUCGUGGACGCGGGGCUGAGCCCGUCGUACGCGGCGCUGCUGCGGGCGCUGUGCCCGUCGAACGCGACGCAGACGACGCCCAUCACGACGCCCAUGGACCCCGGGUCGCCCAACGUGCUGGACAACAACUACUACAAGCUGCUGCCGCGCAACAUGGGGCUCUUCUUCUCCGACAACCAGCUGCGCGUGGACCCGGCGAUGGCCGCGCUGGUGACCGCCUUUGCGGCGAACGAGACGCUGUGGAAGGAGCGGUUCGCGGCGGCCAUGGUGAAGAUGGGCCGCACCGAGGUGCAGACGGGGAGGUGCGGGGAGGUCCGGCUCAACUGCAGCGUCGUCAACCCGACCUCGUCGUCGGUUGAGCUGGGUUCGAGUGCUUCGGCCGUCGACGAGGAGGGCGUUGCCGCGAGCUAGCUGAUGUCCAUCUCUUUCCGGCCGCCGCCGUCGUCGCGCGUCUCAUAAUUUGCGCGCGUGCAUGCAUGUCCCUUUGACGUGUACGUUUGAUCGAUCUGUUCGUGCUUUCGCGUGGCCUGUUGUUUUUUUGUUGCGUCGUCGAUGAUCUAUGUGUGAAACUGUACGUACGAAUGCCAGACUUUUGGACGUACGAAUGUGAGCAUCGUCGUCGUAGUCUGGAUAUGAGUGAUGUAUAAUAAGUACGUACGUACGUACGCGUGUGUGUUUCAUGUUUGUUGUCAUGAUAGCGGUCCGAUGAUGGAAGUACUUAGAAUCUGUCACUCCCAUAUUCUCUCAUCAUUGUUUGUUUUUUCA